CCAAAUUCGCUAAUCUUCGUGGAACGGACUGUGAUCUACAAUCGUUCCAAAUUCUCAAGCGAGCCGCAUCCACCGCCAUAUGAAGUCGAAUCAGCGCAAUCACGGCGGACUAGGAGUUGUUGCCGCCGGCGUUCUAGUGCUGCUUCUCCCCAUUAUCUCUCCUGGCCUUUUCGAUCCUCUCAGCCGAUCCUCGCCUUCUCUUUUCUCUGAAUGGAAUGCUCCAAAACCCAGGUACUUACAUCUCCUCAGGAGUGCUUUACAACGUGAAAAUUUAACUUGGCAACAAUCCGAUUUCUGGACUCCUUUGGUUGAUCAAGGAUGGAGGCCAUGUGUAGAUUCCGCAAGUGAUCCAUCAGCCUUGCCAAACAAAUCAAAGGGAUAUAUCCAGGUUUUUCUUGAUGGAGGACUGAACCAACAGAGAAUGGGGAUCUGUGAUGCAGUUGCUGUUGCUAAAAUUCUGAAUGCAACUCUCAUUAUACCACAUCUUGAAGUAAAUCCCGUGUGGCAAGAUUCAAGCUCAUUCACGGAUAUCUUUGAUGUGGAUCACUUUAUUGAUGUGUUGAAGGAUGACAUUCCUAUAGUUAAGGAGCUACCUCAUGAAUUCUCUUGGAGCACAAGGGAGUAUUAUGGUACAGGAAUUCGACAUACUCGAGUCAAAACUGCACCAGUUCAUGCUUCAGCUAACUGGUACUUAGAAAAGGUCAUGCCCAUUCUGGAAAGUUAUGGGAUUGCCGCAAUCGCACCAUUUUCCCACCGUCUAGAAUUUGACAACUUGCCAGCAAACAUCCAGCGCUUACGUUGUAAAGUGAACUUUAAAGCAUUAAUCUUUGUUCCUCACAUUAGAGCUCUUGGAGAUGCUCUAGUCAGUCAGCUUCGGUCUUCAACCAGGCAAAAUGAAGCACUGGGUACCAAUUACCUAAGAGAGGUCACAGAUUCAAAAGACAAACAAGGAGGAGGGAAAAUUGUUGUUUUACAUCUUCGUUUUGAUAAGGAUAUGGCUUCCCAUUCUGCUUGUGAUUUUGGAGGUGGUAAAUCUGAAAAAUUAGCUCUUGCUAAGUACAGACAAGUCAUUUGGCAGGGGAGAGUCCUAAAUUCUCAGUACACUGAUGAAGAGCUGAGGAAUCAGGGGCGCUGUCCACUGACUCCUGAAGAAAUUGGAUUGCUGCUAGCAGCUCUGGGAUUUGACAGUAAUACUCGUUUAUAUCUUGCCUCCCACAAGGUGUAUGGUGGAGAGGCUAGGAUUUCAACACUAAAAAAAUUGUUUCCACUAAUGGAAGACAAGAGAAGCCUUGCCUCUGCAGAGAAAAUGGCCAAAAUUCAGGGAAAGGCUUCGCUAUUAGCUGCAGUUGAUUACUAUGUUAGCAUAUAUAGUGACAUAUUCAUUUCUGCAUCUCCUGGAAAUAUGCACAAUGCACUGGUUGGACACCGAACUUACCUAAAUUUGAAGACAAUUCGGCCUAACAUGCCAUUGUUGGGCCAGCUCUUCCUGAAUAAAAGCAUGACUUGGCCUGAGUUUCUAGAUGCAGUGGUGGAAGGACACAAAAAGAGACAAGGGCAGAUCAGGAUAAGGAAGCUGAACCAGUCAAUAUAUACAUAUCCUGCGCCUGAUUGCAUGUGCCAUUCUUAAAAUGUUUAUCUUCGACAAAUUUGAGCCUGCCGGGAGUAAGCGUAUGUCUUUCGAUCUCCACCUGCAACUACUGCUUUUUGUGUUACCUGAAUAAGAACAAUCCCGAACAAUAACCUACGCGCGUAUGGUUAGAACAGACAAAAAAGGGGGGAAUAGUUCACUGAGGGUUUCAUCAUAUACAUAUAGCGCCGGGCUCCUCAAAUUGUUGUGGACUUUGGGAUAUGAUUGAAGAACAGCAUUUCUUGACAGGCAUGUUGUGUAAUAUAUCAAAGACACAUGAUUGCUUAUUCCAGCACUGCUUGUCAAAAAGACUGCAAUUUGUAGCACUGGAUUUAUACGGGGAACUCUGAGGAUUGUGCUCUGUAAAAUGUAUCCUUUUGAUAGCCUUUGGAAAAUUGUUACAGAAUUGUUGCAUUAGGAUGCUCUAGAUGGGUCAAAACUAUUCCCUGAGAGCUUCUGAACAAAUGCCAAAAUGGUAGCCUGUGGAA
Messenger RNA from Diospyros lotus (date-plum), 2115 nucleotides. Its product is annotated as O-fucosyltransferase 39-like. Bases 80 to 1627 code for a protein of 515 amino acids. The record is from RefSeq and is a predicted model, not a curated record. The transcript has 10 exons. Lineage: Eukaryota; Viridiplantae; Streptophyta; Magnoliopsida; Ericales; Ebenaceae.